Messenger RNA from Trifolium pratense (red clover), 2876 nucleotides. Its product is annotated as transcription factor bHLH49-like. Gene Ontology annotation, cellular component: nucleus. Gene Ontology annotation, molecular function: protein dimerization activity; DNA-binding transcription factor activity. The coding region runs from base 817 to 2487 and encodes 556 amino acids. The record is from RefSeq and is a predicted model, not a curated record. Gene Ontology annotation, biological process: regulation of DNA-templated transcription. The transcript has 9 exons. Lineage: Eukaryota; Viridiplantae; Streptophyta; Magnoliopsida; Fabales; Fabaceae.
AAUUUCUCAAAGUUGAGGAAGAAGUGCUUAAAGGGCAGGUCUUUAGCUUAUUUAAACAAUUUCACAAUUGCAGUGGCGGUGGUUAAUCAUCAAAAGCUCUCUUUUUUAUGUAAGCGUGAGUGAACAACAAGUUUGUUAUCAAAGAAAUGAAGUGUUUUUGAUUUUUGGGAAAAAGCUUGAAUAGAAGGCAGGGUGCUAAAAGUAGCACAGAAUCAGAAAAUGGGUAUCUUUCUAUUCCCACUUUUAAUUUAAAGUUAGGUUCUUUUUCUUAUUUUUAUUCAAAUUCUAAAUAAAUAAAAAAAUGAAAAAAAGGAAACUUUUUGAUGGGUUUGGUUUGUUUCUGCAAUAAUUCUGACUAGGGUUUGAAUGAGGUUAUUUAUUAUGCUGAAAUCAAUGUUUUUUGUAUAAACUGUUUUCAUCUCUUUCUUUUGACACUCUUUUUUAGUCUUUUUUUUUCUCUUUCUUAAGGGGGGUCCUUAUUUAUGAAAAUUUGGUACUUACAAGCUUUGGAAAUGGUAGCUGCUAAACUUGUGUGAACAUUUGGUACAUCUUUUUGGUACUUGGAUUUUGUUUCAGCUCUUUAGCAAUUUUACUAUCUAACAUCAUUUAUUUCAACUUGUUCCCUCUUCAACCUUUGUCUCUCUAUUUCUUAGUUUGAACCAUUUUUCCUUUUUUGCUUCAUAUUUGUAUCAUUUUUUUUUACUUUAUGAAGUUCAAGCUUUUCAUUUUUUAGUGAAAUUUUUCUACCAUUUGGUUUUGUAAUUGGUAUAGUUUUAUUGAAAGUUGAAAGUACCUUUUUGUUAAGGAUAGUUUGAUAUGAGUGACAAAGAAAAGUUUGAGGUUGAUGGAAAUGGGGAGCCUAUGAGUUAUUCUGAUGGUAUGCCUCCUGAUUGGAGAUUUGGUGGCGGUGGCAAUCUUGUAAAUUCAUCUCUUGGGUUGGUUUCUAUUGGGAAUUCUAUGAAUAUCGAUAGAGAGGAUUUAAUUGGUUCUUCUUCAUGUUCUUCUGCUUCAAUGGUGGACUCAUUUAGUCCUAACUUUUGGGACCAUUCAGCAAAUUCUCAAAAUUUGGGGUUUUGUGAUAUUAAUGGGAGUUCUUCAAACACAAUUGGAAUUAGAAAAGACGGGUUUGGUUUCGGAAGAGGUGGACAUGAACAUGGAACACUUGAAGUUGGAUGGAACCAAGCUAAUUCUAUGAUGAUGAAAGGGGAUGGUUUUUUACAGAAUGUACAGGGGGUUUUUCCUCAGAGUUUAUCUCAGUUUCCAACUGAUUCUGGAUUUAUUGAAAGGGCUGCGAGGUUCUCGUGUUUUGGUGGAGGGAAUUUCGGUGAUGUUGUGAACUCCUAUGGGAUUCCUCAAUCUAUGACUAUGUAUGCCGGCACAAUUCAUGGAGCUAGAGAUGGUCAUGCAGGCAUUGGAUUGAAAGUUGGAAUUGGAGGACAGUCUCAAGAAAGAGAUGAUCCUAAGGUAGUUGAAGGUACGAAAGGCGUGUCUCUGUCUGUUGAGCAAUUGGCUGCUAGAGGAAGCCCUUUAAAGAAUGAUAAAAGUGAGAGUCGUGCCGUGUCUCAAGAUGACGGGAAGAAAGCUCUUGUUAGGAAUGUUAAUGAUUCUGACAGAGGUGAAUCGGGUGAUGAUGAUGUUCGUGGUGAUGGACAGGAAGGUUCGCCUAUGUUGGAGGGUACUACAAGUGGAGAACCUUCUAUUAAAGGACUAAACUCGAAGAAAAGGAAAAGAAGUGGACAAGAUCCUGAUAAUGAUAAAGCCGAUGGAGCUCGAGAAUUACAAAGUGAAGGUGCAAAGGACAAUGCGGAGAAUCAACAGAAAGGAGACCAAACCAAGGAUUCUGGUAAGAAUGCCAAACAGGGCUCUCAAACUUCUGAUCCACCGAAGGAAGAAUACAUACAUGUUAGGGCUCGACGGGGCCAAGCAACAAACAGUCAUAGCCUUGCAGAGAGGGUGAGGAGAGAAAAGAUAAGUGAAAGAAUGAAGUUUCUUCAAGAACUUGUGCCUGGAUGCAGCAAGGUCACCGGCAAGGCAGUGAUGCUGGAUGAAAUCAUCAAUUAUGUACAGUCACUUCAACGGCAGGUUGAGUUUUUGUCUAUGAAACUUGCAACAGUAAAUCCACGGCUGGAUUUUAAUAUUGAAGGCCUUCUUGCUAAAGAUAUUCUUCACCAACGGCCUGGUCCUUCAUCCGCACUAGGGUUUCCUCUGGAGAUGUCUAUGAAUUUUCCACCUUUACAUCCAUCUCAACCAGGGAUGAUUCAGUCAGUUAUGGCAAACAUGACAAACCCGUCCGAUAUCCUUCGAAGAACUAUUCAUCCACAGUUAACACCCUUGACUGGAGGAUUCAAGGAGCCAAGUCAGAUGCCUGAUGUGUGGGAGGACGAGCUUCAUAAUGUUGUACAUAUGAGCUUUGCAACAACUGCUCCCUCGACUAGCCAAGAUGUAGAUGGUACUGCGGCAGCAAAUCAGAUGAAAGUUGAACUUUGAUGUUAACUCUACACUUCAUUCAUCUUCGAAACAACGCGGUUUUUGGCUUUUGUUUUAGUCAAAUGGAAAUAACUAUGGUCAGAGUUUUACAUAUGACACGCCAAAUUCAAAGGUCAGACCUUGGGUGUAAGUCGCACCCUACAGAUGACUAGAUGUUAGGUUAGCGAAAGUAUUAAUGAAUGUUCCUUUCUUUUGAAGCGUGAAUAUAUAUUAUGUAUCAUAUGUUUAGAAGUGGAAGUCUAUUUUACUAAAAUAGAUUUGCUCACUAAAUAUAAUUAAAGAAUGUAAAGACAGGAUCUCACUAAGUUUGAUCAAUCAGGUGAAAUUCUAUAGCAUUUUUUGUUGGGAUGGUUAUAUUUUAGUUUAUAGUGUGCAGUUACGGUUUUGAU